AUGGAACCACCCUCAUCGAACGCGUUUGCUAAGCUGAUACCAUCGAACACGGCUGCGAAACUAGCUUUCCAUGCGAUGUACGAAGAUGCGUCUCAGCCAGACAAGAAGAACAUGUUUGCAUAUCCAGAGCAACAGUAUGACAAGGGCGCGCUCUUAUACCGGCUCCAGGAGGAUAAGGCCCAUGAAGAGACCGAUAAUAGUGAUAGUCUAACGGACCCAGACACGGAUACCGAGAAGACCAUGAAACAACGUGGGAUGAUCUGGGUCGGAUGGCUUACGCUGCACCUGCAUCCCAAGCCUAACAAACCCACAAGGGGGUGGACUAUAGGCAAGGGAGGCCGAAGGGGUGUCGAUAUUGACUAUUUACUUCCUCGGUAUUUAGCCAACAUCCGAGCAUAUCAUGCACGGUUUAAUUUUCAUGGGAAGACUGGCUACCUCUUUAUUUCGAAGACUUCUAAUGCCAUAUCUGCUGAGCUCUCUGUCAAUGGAAAAGACGUGAAUGGCGGCGAGCAGUUUUCACUAAACCAGAGCCCAAUGCAUGUCCGUGUUGGCGACUUGGGAUUCGAAUUCCAAUACACCGACUACGCAUCCACGGAUAGUUUUUACAGAGACCGGCAGGUCUAUAUGGAAGUCAGCCUAGGUAUAACGCCUACACCUACUAGUAGUAAAAGUUUGCGUUGCUUCGGUGAGUGGACUAUUUCGAAUAAUCUUGGGAAAGGUGCGUACGGUAAGGUCUCUUCUGCGACAAAUUAUAAAGGCGAAGUGGUUGCUAUCAAAGUUAUGGAGUAUAGUAAAAGGACUGCUUAUCAGGUUAAUUAUGAGAUUGAUGUUCUCACCGAGCUUCACAAACUGGCUGAAGUGAAAGAGGGUGAUAAAGAGCGGCUUAUACGCUUAAAAGACACACUUUACCAGAAUAGAGACGCGGUCUAUAGCCCUACAGGUUUUGAAGAGAUUGCGCUCAUCCUCGAACCUGCGGCUUCUGCAACAUUUGCUCAUAUUACUAGCCCUACCUACAAGUUAAACUAUGAUAUACCAGUUAUUGCAAGUCUCUUUCAUGAUGCGUUGCUUGGCCUUAAUUUCUUGCACACCCACAAUUGGAUCCAUGGGGAUCUUAAGCCAGGCAAUAUUGGCAUCCUUAAUAAUGGCACUCGCGCCAUUCUCCUCGAUUUUGGAGAAGCCGUUAGACUGGAACCAGGGGAACGACUACCUACAAGACCUGGCCGGGGCGGAACUGUGAACUACCUUGCCCCAGAGCGUGAGCUCCAGGACUACGACCGUUUAAUCGACGUGUGGUCCAUGGGAGUCAUCGGAUUUGAGAUUCUACACGGCCAUCACCCGUGGAAGCUUGCCCUUAAUCCAUGGCGAUCUGGGAGCCGGUUCGAGACUCUAAGGCCUAUCUUCAACGAAGCUUACCGCAAAGCUAUAUAUAAAAUAGAAAGCCACACCAAUAUAGGAUUCCCAGUAGCUAAUAUGUACUAG
This is a messenger RNA of Microsporum canis CBS 113480, 1479 nucleotides long. RefSeq lists its product as hypothetical. Gene Ontology annotation, biological process: peptidyl-serine phosphorylation; autophagy. Bases 1 to 1479 code for a protein of 492 amino acids. The transcript has 4 exons. The record is from RefSeq and is a predicted model, not a curated record. Gene Ontology annotation, molecular function: protein serine/threonine kinase activity; ATP binding. Gene Ontology annotation, cellular component: cytoplasm. NCBI's taxonomy places the organism in Eukaryota, Fungi, Ascomycota, Eurotiomycetes, Onygenales, Arthrodermataceae.